UCUAUCAUUUCUCCUUGCCACACUUUAGAAGGACAACUGAGCAGUGAGUGGAUAGAAAGCUAAGUGAUAAAGCCAUCAGCUCUAUUAUUUUUAUAGUUUCUUAGAAAACAGAGUAAUGGCUUCAAUACCAUCGUGUACAGCAACAAACCAUCUCUGCUUUACUUCUAAGCCUCAAAAUUCUCAAUCUUUAUUGCCUAAAUUCAGUUCCAAGUUUCUGGGUAUCCAAAAUAAUGUGGGUCGGGUAAGAACCUGCAGAAUUGGACCCUCAAAUGGGUCAAGAGUGAAGUGUUGGUUUAGGUUUGGUAACCGUGGUGUUGAUGCUGAAGGUGCUGGUAUUUAUGGAAGCCAAUCUCGUGAUGACUUUGAUAGAGAUGAUGUUGAGCAGUACUUCAAUUACAUGGGGAUGCUUGCAGUUGAGGGUUCGUAUGAUAAGAUGGAGGCUCUUCUAAGUCAAAAUAUUCAUCCAGUGGACAUCUUAUUACUCCUUGCUGCUUCAGAAGGUGACAAGCCAAAGAUUGAAGAGUUGUUAAGAGCUGGAGCAAGUUACACUGUGAAGGAUGGUGAUGGACGAACUGCCCUUGACAGAGCUAAUGAAGAAAUCAGGGAAUUCAUUCUUGAAUUCUCUGCUCAAAAGGCAUGAUUUAGAUUUCAUUAUCAUCCAUUUACUUGUAUUUUGUUUUCUACUUACCACUCAUGCUAAAAUUUGCAAUUUUGAUUCUGCAUAAAUAUAAUUUGAUGGUGUUAAUUAGUUUAUGUAUUAUCAUGGUGGAUUAGUUUUCCUUGUCUUCCAUUUUCUGUAGGACAAACAACCUUAACUAUCACAUUUGAAUUAUAAAUAUAACAACAAUAGUUUCUCUAUUAA
Jatropha curcas is the source of this 862-nucleotide messenger RNA. RefSeq names its product Ankyrin repeat family protein (gene GDC1). The record is from RefSeq and is a predicted model, not a curated record. Gene Ontology annotation, cellular component: chloroplast stroma; chloroplast envelope. Gene Ontology annotation, biological process: granum assembly; intracellular protein transport. Lineage: Eukaryota; Viridiplantae; Streptophyta; Magnoliopsida; Malpighiales; Euphorbiaceae.